UUUCAUUUUGGUUUCUUUUAUUUUCCGGAAACUUUGUUUUUACAUAUCAUAAAACAAAUAUUUUUACUUUAAUAUUUAUUUCCUUGUUUUUGAUCUUGUUUAUAUUCACUUUAUUGUUUAUGCCACAUGUUCUGCUCUCUACGCUUAUCAGUUAUUUAAUUUUUAUGACUUUUUUUUGUGUUUUUUUUAAUUUUUUUUUAAUUUUUUUCUUUAUCACUUCAUUAUUUUUUCAUUAAAAUUUUAAAAUUUUUUAUAGAAUAAAAAAAUUAAAUUUUAAUGUCAAAACUCCCUGCUCCACCAGCCUCCUCAAAAAAGACAAAAGUUGUUGGAGGAAAUAUCAACAACGAUAACAACAUUGCCAGCACAUUUAAUAAUUCUAAUACAGGCUUCCUUAAACUCCCAGAUGAACAAAGCAGUCACAGAAGGCUUUUAGCUAAUGAACAUCAUUUAAAGACAAAUGGUCGUCGUCGGAAUAGAAGCAGUUCCCCUUCACCUGAUAUAAAUAAUGAUGAAGAGGAUGAUGAGGACGCUGAAGAGGAAGAAGAUGAAAUCGGUGAUCUUCGAGUUGGAAAACUAAAAACAAAUGGAAGUAGAGUAAUGUUUAGCAAUAAUAACAGCAAUUCUUUACGGCCAAAUCUCUUGGAGGAAGGGGAGAAUGGGUUAACUAAUGGAUCUAGUAGUGAUAUGAUGGAUAUUUCUGAUGAUGAUGGUCGAGAAGGGUGGGAUAAUAAAAUGCAAUUUUUCAUGGGAGUGAUAUCCUAUGCUGUUGGAUUUGGAAAUGUUUGGCGCUUUCCUUUUUUGUUACAAAAGAAUGGAGGCGGCGCUUUUCUAAUACCUUAUCUUAUUAUGAUGGUAAUUGAAGGUGUUCCUCUUUUCCUUAUUGAACUUGGAAUUGGGCAAAAAUUGAGAACAGGACCUGUGGGCGUUUGGAAUGCUAUACAUCCAUAUCUUGGGGGUGUUGGUGUUUCAGCAGCAAUAGUUUCCUACUUAGUUUCCCUUUACUACAAUGUUAUUUUAACUUGGGUAUUCUACUACCUAUUUAAAUCUUUUAGUUUUGAACUGCCUUGGAUUAAUUGCCCAAAAUUAGCAAAUGGUUCUAAUAUAACAGAAUGUGUUCAGUCUUCUACCCCUGCAAAUUAUUUUUGGAAUAGAGAAGCUAUAAAUACUUCUGAUUCAAUCGGUGAUUUUGGUGGAUUUACUUGGCAUAUGACUUUCUGUCUUGUUUUUGCUUGGUCUGUAAUUUACCUGUGUGUAAUGCGUGGUAUUAAAAGUAGUGGAAAAGUAAUGUACUUAACCGCUACUUUUCCUUAUUUUGUGCUCACUGCAUUUAUGUUCCGCUCAAUUUUAUUGCCUGGGGCUACUGACGGUCUUAGAUAUAUGAUAACGCCGGAUGUGAGUUUUCUUUUGUUAUUUAGAGGAUAUUAG
Meloidogyne enterolobii is the source of this 1425-nucleotide messenger RNA. Lineage: Eukaryota; Metazoa; Nematoda; Chromadorea; Rhabditida; Meloidogynidae. The record is from the annotation of a GenBank genome assembly.